This is a messenger RNA of Cygnus olor (mute swan), 6814 nucleotides long. RefSeq names its product synaptosome associated protein 47 (gene SNAP47). Gene Ontology annotation, biological process: exocytosis; synaptic vesicle fusion to presynaptic active zone membrane; synaptic vesicle priming. Gene Ontology annotation, cellular component: plasma membrane; SNARE complex. Lineage: Eukaryota; Metazoa; Chordata; Aves; Anseriformes; Anatidae. The coding region runs from base 3078 to 4337 and encodes 419 amino acids. The transcript is spliced from 5 exons. Gene Ontology annotation, molecular function: SNAP receptor activity; syntaxin binding. The record is from RefSeq and is a predicted model, not a curated record.
GGAGCAUGUUAGUAUGGCACAGUUGUGGGACGGCAUCAGUUGCUGAUAUUUCUACGUCUGUUUCUGGUAAUGAGCAGGCUCGAGAGAAAAUGCUGUCUGUACAAGGCGGUUUGUGAAUUCUUAGCCUAUGAAAAGAGGUUCUAGGCUGAGAUCUUACAGAAGUUUAAGGGUUGCUUGCUUGUUUACCAUUUCUCCUUGCCUCCAUAGUGUGUUUGUGCCUUAUUUAGGGUGGCUGUUACUGGUAGCAAGGUCUGGGAGUUGUUUUUCAGAUGGCAUUUUGUUCCUCCGUGCCUGUCCCAGCAGUGAGCAUUGAGCAACCUGCGUUCGCUUCCAGGUUUCCCUUGUGAUCCUCUGCAGAACUUGUAAUCUUUUAGUGUCUCCGUUUCACCAUUAUUUAUAAAAUAACACCUCAGGGAAACAGCAUGUGGCUAUUUCAGAGAUUUUGCUGAAAGAGGCGUAAACAGCAAACAGUUGCAUGCUGAUGUGGUAGGGGUGGUGUCAGGGUUGGUCCCGAACAUGAUGCGCUCUUGAUAGCCUGGGAGGCUGCUGAUUUUUUUGUUUGUUUUACACUGGGUCUCAUGGGACCUCCUUCAGUGCCUUUGCAGUAUGUGUAGGGUAUGAAGAGUUGUAAUACGAGAUGUUUGUUUUGGUUUAUUUUUUGUUUGCUAUCGUAUCACUUUUCCUGGUAGUUCUGAGAGAGAUCUUUCUCUCAAAUACUCUGUGUGACUGUGCAUGCGUCUCAAAUACUCUGUGUACACGUCUUAAAACAUGCUAAAUGGGUGGCAAUUUAAAACCUUUGAGUACGGAAUGUGAGGGAGGGAGACGAUAAUACCUCUCGAAGUGUUUUUAUAGAAGGAAAACAUCAGUGUCGAAACCUAGGCAGCUUCAAGCAGUUAAACCUCUAGAUUUGUAAUUCCUAAUUAACAAAGCUCUAACACUGUGAUUUAGUUUUACCUGGUGCUGAUUUCAAUAUUAACAUAAUGUAGGUUUUUUCAAUUCAAUUUAUGGCUGUUCUGGAGCCCUGCUCCUGAUGGGUGGUUCUUUGUAGUCAGGUUUGGCUGAUCGUUCAGGUAUUUUUCUUUUCUGUUUCUUUGUGAAUGACUUUGUUGUUGUUGUUCCGUAUUGCAGAAAGAAUAAUCUUUAAAUAGAAAUUAUGAUCGUUGGCUGCUCACAAAGCCCAGCCUUGGAGGGAAAGAAAAGCUCUUCACGAGAUCUGUUUGAUCAAACCUCACUGCAUUAGAGGAGUUGCCUUCUUUCCUAGAUGGAAGAAUUGAGGCCAGAGGUUUUAGCUUUUCCUCCAAAUUACGGAAUUAUUCAGUAAACAAUUGAUACAGAAACUGUAUUUCUUAAAAACUUGUCAUUGAUUUCUGGCUGUAGCUACUUCUCUAAAUCAAUUUUCUGUGGACUUUUUCUCACUGUUUGGCUCACAUCACAGCAAGAAGUCUUGUCGCUUUCUAGGAUUGUAGUUUUAUUAGUCCUGAACAGAUUGAGCAUUUUCAUUGUAAGCCACAGCUUAUGUCUGAAUUCCGCAUAGAUUUUUUUUUUUUCCAUAUGCCUUGAUGAAACUCAUUGCCAUGGAAAUAAGGUUUGAAAAGGAAGGAUUUUGGGGAAUAUGGCAUUGCAGUGAGUAAACCCUACCUCAGUAAUAGCAAAGUCUUAAACUGGAACUGGGCUUAGAGUGAGGAAGCUCUAUUUAAGGGUUAUUAAUGAGGCAGCGACCUGAAAAUGUCAGCAGAUUUCAAGCGUGUGCUGCAGGAGCUCAUACCAGUACUACUUGAGAAAAAGGUCUGAUGGUUUUUGUUUGCGUUAGGAUUUCUUCACCUUUUUAAGGGGCACAGAUCGUAACAAAAUCAGAAGGUGUAAUGAGUCUCAGUAUCAAUCUGACUGGGGCUUUUGUGGUAGAGGUUUAACUUUUCAUUUAUUGUGCUGCGUAAGUACCUGAACACCUUGUGAUAAUGCUGUGGCACUAAUCUGCAAACUAACGCUGCAAUGCAUCAAAGGUCUUGAAGAUGAUGAGUAAGCGAGUAAUUAAAUCACUAAUUACUUAUUACUAAUUACCUUGCUCACAAGGAGUUAAGUUGUGAAAGGUAAUUGCUCUGUAAUGCUCCUGCUGAACACACUCUGGAGGAGGUACUGCAGGACACAGACUGGCCCUCUGGGUGUAAGAAAUGGCUUUGGGAGUGGGGACGGAGGUGCAGGACCAGAUGUCUCCUUGAAUUUACCUUUCCAAACUUGAGAUUGUUCUGGGGCAAGUAAGUCAGGCCUUGGGCGCGUGAUGGCUCCAUGUGUUCCUGUUGGAAUCCCAGAUGCUGGUGAGCAUGCUCUGUGCUUGUACAUCUCUUCCAGCAAGCUGUACACCUCUUCGUGUACCUUUAUGGCAUCUUUUUCAUCCUGGCUUCCCUUUGGGUCCGUCAGGGCUUUCCCAGCAGCAUCACUGGGUAUUUCUGCUCCUUAAUGAUUGUGAGUUCUGGUCAGUGGUGAUUUGUGGUUUCAUUUGCGCUGUUGAAUACGCAGGAUGGACGUCCUGGGUGGUUUUGUUACAUACCUGGAUGUCGGUAUAUCGAAGGGAAAGGAGCAAUUGUUUAAUGUGUGUGGUUUGGAUACGUGCUGGUGACCUUGUGUUUUGGUACCUUCAGGACUUUCUUCAGGACGUGUUGGUCUAUGGGCAGUCGCUUAGAUGAUGAGGUGGGGAAUAGAGAGCUCUUUACAUGAUCGCUUUCCAAUAAAAAGGGGCAUGCGAAAGACUUGAAGAAAGUUAGUGAGAACUUGGUAUAUUCCCGGUUUUGGUCGGUUCUCCUCUACACAAAGGCAUGGCCAUAAUCUAGUUACAAAGCACCUGCCCUGCAAGGAAUGCUUAGAGCAUCUCAGGUGUUAAAUAUCCAAUGUGUUAACGCACGGGCAGUUGAAGUGGGUGCUGUUGUAUAUCGUGUACUAAACCGUGAUGAGAUCGUUGUAAGAAGGGGAGGCAGCGCUGUUGUGGAGGGGACAGCAGUACUGACAGCCGCCCUGUCAGGCAGGUUUCUCCUUCUGGCUUUGAAAGCGUUGCUCUUGUGGAGGAGGCUCUGAACGGCGAGCUGAUGAACGAAGACAUAAAUAUCCAUAGCUGGCCUUGUUCCUACUACUUGGACACCAACAAACAAUGGGUCUCUGGCAGGCUCUCGCUGACUCCUGUCGCGAUCAAAUUUACAGCUGACAAGACCGGGGAGCUGUUGGUCAACUUCCAUCUUUCCAGCAUCAGUGAGAUCAAGAAGGAGUCUUCAAAUUUAAUCUUCAGCUCUCUGACUAUCCUGGAGAAGAACACCAAGCACUGGUUCAGUUCCCUGCAGCCUAGCAGGAAUGUGGUGUUCAACAUCCUCGAGCACUUCUGGAGGGAGCAGUUGCUGUCGAGCCAAGGUGCGGGGGCAGAAGCAGCAGCUUUGCAGACAACGAAGGGAAAGGAGCUGACGGGGUUAUUGACGGGAUCGCAGAAACGGCUGGAGGACACCGCAAAAGUGCUGCAUUACCAGGGCGAGCAGUUCGACAACAUCAUGAGGGGGCUCAACAAGAUCGAAGGGGAUAUGGAUGUAGCAGACAGGUUGUUGACGGAGCUCGAGUCUCCUUCUUGGUGGCCAUUUAGCAGCAAGCUCUGGAAAGCACCAUUGGAAGCCAAGCCAAAGGAAACUGCCACAGUUUCCGAUUCAAAGAACCAGGAAGGAAUCAUAAUUAGAAUUCCAGUUAUUAUCACCCACAGAACAGACUCAAAUGUCAAGCCAGGAAAACUCACGCUCUUCGCUUCUGGCCUGGAAAUCAGUGACUGCAAUUCUCAGGUCAUUCACCGGUUUGAGUCAAAGGACGUGGACGAUAUUAAAGUUCACACGCCGUAUGAAAUCAGCGUCCGUCAGAGGUUUAUUGGCAAGCCUGACACCUCGUACAGGCUCCUGUCAGCAAAGAUGCCAGAAGCAAUCCCCGUCUUGGAGAUGCAGUUCAGCAAGAAGAUACAGUUUUUAGAAGACGCCCUAGGAUUUGUCGGUGCCAGGAAGUCUCCUCAGGUAGAUUUGGGCACCUCCAUUUGGCAAGCAGCCACGGGACUCCUGGGAGGAGUGGUGCAGCCCAGUUCGCCGGCGGGAGGCAGAGAAGGGAUGGAGAACGACCAGGUUCAGCUGCAGAAGCAAGAGAAGGUUUCCCAGGAAGAGGCGAAAGAGCUUAAACAGAUACUGCAGAAGCUGAAGAGCCUCGCCUUGGAGACAGAAGCAGAGCUGGAGAGGCAGGACGAAGCUCUCGAUUCCAUCACUACCUCUGUGGACCGUGCGACGCUGAAUAUCGACAAGCAGAACCGCAGGAUGAAGAAACUAACGUAGCGCCCCCAGGAGCCUGUGGGGAUGGUACCACGAGGAAGAGGGGAGCAGGGAAUUGUGUUUUUAAAGACUGUUUCUUUACAGACUUUGUGUGGGAGCUGUUUGCAAUAUUGUCUGGAAUACAAUCCUGUUGAUGUCGAGUUUCUGAUAGUUCUGAAAAUGUUUCCAGACUCAGAUGAUGUUUGAUGGCUGCUCUAGGAUUAAAAAGGCCAAGCCUUUUAAUCGUGGUGAAACAAUGAUAGUGGCUUCUUUACUACAGAAAAUCUGUAAAUACGAGGGGAUGCAAUUUCAUCAAAAUGAACUUUUAUGCUGUUUUUUUAUGUUGUUGCUUUUUAAUUAUUUUUUUUUAAUGCAACAAAGAAGUGAAAUGAACUGCAUAUGUGACUACUUUAGGUGAUUACAGCCUAUUAAUUCUAUUAAUUUUCUCUCAAGGUCUUUCUUGAAAAUAGUUAAUAGCUGAACUAAGGGCCAGAUGUCCAACUGCAAGUCAUUGAGGCUUUUUUUUUUUUUUGCAAGUUAAUGCUGAGGUGAGUAAAUGAUGGUGAUAAAACCUUGUGUUCACUGAACAAGUAGUUUUAAUAGGUUUUGAUCAAGUUUUUAGUGUACCCAGAAAUUUUAUAAGAAUAGCGAAGGCUUAGGGGCCACAGCUGUCUGUUGUGCCGUGUCCUGGGAAAUCAGCACACAAAGUUUAGUUAAUGUCCAUGUAUUGGUAAAGACAUCAUCUUAAGGUACAGUUCUCAUUUUUUUUCCUUCAUUGGAUAAAUGUUUUGCUAACUGAAGUCACUUGUAAAAAAUAAGUGUCCCCAAAAAGGGAUUCCUGAUCUUUGAUGAUCAUCUGCACCUUUUUAUUUGUUUUUAUUCUUCCCCUGUUCCCUUCCCCACACAAUCAGGGAAAGAAUUGAUUCUGGAGUGAAGGAAGUAAUUUUCUUCAUGGAUGAAUUUAUUCGGUACAUCUCUUGAAGUGAGUGCACUGUGUGCACCUCUCACUUGCACACCGUGGUUUUAUAUUUUUGGCAGUAGCCUGACAGAUGCAUUGUCCUCAUGAACACGGUGUUUGUUUAGCGUGGUGCCAAACUACCUGGUGGGAGCUGGGCUGGUGGAAGGUCUCUUGUACCUUUGCUUCUCAGUACCUUCAUUUUCCAGGGAUCUCCCAGAUGUUUGACUCUCCACAUGGGAACUUCAUGUGUUGUGGGGAGCAUCAUCUGGUUUUUGUGCAUCUACUUCAGGUUCAUAGGCUUGGGGGCCUGUGGCUGGAGCUGUAGACAUCUCUGUCAUUUUGCAGUUGUAGGACAUCUGCCUGUCUUGUGGUUAUUAUUUCUUUGCACUGGUGAUGAAACUGGUGAUGAAACAUUUCAAGACUUCUUGUAGCCCUGUAUAUUUAAAAUCAAAAGGAAUAUUGCCAAUUGUUCUCUAACAGGUUUUGUUUACAGUUAGCUCCAUUGAGACUACAGGACAGCGGAGACCUUUUCCCCUCCUAACUUAGCAGACACAAGGUAGGAGGGAUUCUAGGUAAUCCAUACCAUAGAAUCAUAGAAUCAUUUAGGUCGGAAAAGACCUCUAGGAUCAUCUAGUCCAAAAGGCAGACUUGCUGUUUACCGCACAUUUCAUCAAGUCUUACUGUUGACCAGCUAUUUUGUUCAAAGUAGCUGUUGUAAUCUUUUUUUUUUUUAAACGGUUUUGUAUUAAAAAAAUCUUGUAUUGCUUUCAAAUACAACCCACAACCUUGUUGGUGCAGUAUUUUUAACUCGUGAAGCUUUGAACUGUCUAUUCACUGAUAGCUGAUGUGAAAUUUUCCUAUUUAAGAGUAACUCAGCCUACCUUUUAAAGAAAUAUAUGGUAGAUCACAGAAUGUGUUGUUUUCAAGACCUUACUCUACCUUGCUUUGUAUUACUUCAAAUUGGUUUGUUAGUACUUGAGGAAAUUGUACUUCUGCACUGCAAGUCCUUCAUUUUCAGUCCAAGUUGUUACUGGCAUGCACUUUACUUAUUUGCUGAAUAUGGUGAAUAUAUACACAUACACUAUGUACUGUGAAAUAAAAUACUGUCUGGGGUUCUCUUCCUUGUUUGUUUCUGAUACCCAAAUCACUGUUGUUUUACUGUGAAAGGAGCGUAUGUUUACAUAAUUAUAUCAUGAAGUUACAAACAUACUUUUCACAAAACGUGUGUUAACUGAACCUGGUGCUGACUGGGAAUGGAUCUCUACACUGAAUUAGUCCAGAUCAGGACUGCCAAAAGUAAAUACUAGUUGCACAUCGUUGAGUGUAGCAUUCUUUGUGCCAUGUUUUUAUUGUUGUAGUUUCUAACUCUAGCUGUUGCAUCUGAUUCAGUACCUGUAGUUUGUGUUAGUCUGUGUCUGUGCUAAAACAAAGUUGUAACGUGGUUUGUAAGAAGCGCCCCAUUCUAGAGCUGUGCUGCCUAGCUGAAUUUCACAUGCCUGGAGGACUUCCAUUCUGUAGUUUCUUAUUAAAUACCUUGUAAUAG